Molecule: messenger RNA, 4833 nt
Organism: Halichondria panicea
Lineage: Eukaryota; Metazoa; Porifera; Demospongiae; Suberitida; Halichondriidae
Exons: 2
Coding region: 98-4651 (1517 amino acids)
Source: RefSeq, a predicted model, not a curated record
GGGAUGUGGUAAUCACGAAGACACAAUAUUUAAAGCGCUCGCUGAAUAGCAAAAGUAGUGAAGUAUAAUGAAUGAGUGCAGUAUCCAUUGAACAAAUAUGCUGUCUAGAAGUAUUCUCAAAUGGUUAGUACUGCUACUAACCCUAGCAACUGUUACCAGGAGUGAGCACUAUUACAUUGUGCCAGCGAAUUCAACUGACUUGUAUCAUGAGUAUCGAAAUGGAAUUUGUUUCACUCUCGAGCAGCUUGUUAAAACAGACCUGUUAUCUGGUGGAGACAAUCUCACCUUGAGCUUUCUACCUGGAUAUCAUGUGUUAACUGAGCAGUUAUUGAUUAGUAACUUCUCACAUGUGCAAAUCACCGGCCAGAAUACAAGUACAACUGUAGUUGGAUUUCAUAGCAAUUGUACAAUACUUUUUUUUAGUAUUACAAUGUUAAAUAUUGAACGCUUGGGUUUUAUUGGAGCAAAUGUUGGAUCACAAAACUCACAUCAAGGUUUGAUUAUUGACGGUACCAAUGAUGUGUAUAUCAAAGACUGUUAUUUUUUGGACUGUGUAUUAUUCAAUCAAGCAGAAAUUCACAUAGUUAAGAUCGCUAGUACUCUAACUGUAAUGAUUGAGAGCACUCUCUUUGUGAACAACACUGGUCAGACACUGCACAUUGAGGCUGAUGAGGUGUACAUAACAAAUAGUGUGUUCACUAGAAAUGAUGGAGGUGUUUAUAUUGAAUCAAACAACGUACUGAUCGACAACACAAAGUUCAACUACAACAGUGCUGAGAGUGGAGGAGCAGUAGACUUGAUAUCUGAUACUGUAAUGAUUACUUGGUGUAACUUCACAAAUAACAAAGCUUCUCUGCACGGUGGAGCGAUUCAUGUUGACUCAGGUAGUGUGUCCAUCUCCAACAGUGGGCUUACAAACAACAGAGCUGACGGGAAAGGUGGAGCGAUUGAUGUUAACUCAGGUAAUGUGUCCAUCUCCAACAGUGAGCUGACGAACAACAGGGCUGACUAUGGUGGAGCGAUUCGUGUUGACUCAGGUAAUGUGUCCAUCUUCAACAGUGAACUGACAAACAACAGAGCUGACCAUUGGGGUGGAGCGAUUUUUGUUGACUCAGGUCGUGUGUCCAUCUCCAACAGUGAGCUGACAAACAACAGAGCUGAAUACGGUGGAGCAAUUGAUGUUGAGUCAGGUAAUGUGUCCAUCUACAACAGUGAGCUGACCAACAACAGAGCUGACAAGAGAGGGGUGAUUUAUGUUCGCUCAGGUAGUAGUGUGUCCAUCUCCAACAGUGAGCUUACAAACAACAGUGCUGACUCUGGUGGAGCGAUUGGUGUUAACUCAGGUAAUGUGUACAUCUCCAGCAGUGAGCUGAUAAACAACAGUGCUGACUGGGGUGGAGCGAUAUAUGUCAUCUCAGGUAGUGUGUCCAUCUCCAACUGUGAGCUGACAAACAACAGUGCUGACUCUGCAGGUGGAGCGAUUGGUGUUAUCUCAGGUAAUGUGUCCAUCUCCAACAGUGAGCUGACAAACAACAGUGCUGACUGGAGUGGAGCGAUUUAUGUCAUCUCAGGUAGUGUGUCCAUCUCCAACUGUGAGCUGACAAACAACAGUGCUGACCAUGGAGGGAUUUACAUUGCUCAGUCUCUCCUGAUUUUGAAAAACACUAACAUUACUAAUAACACGGCCAGUUUUAUGGUAGAUGGAAGCAGUAUUUAUGCUGCUGCCAACAGUCGAGUUGAGUUUAAUGGACCUACAACACUCAGUAACAAUCGGGGUAUGCUGGGAGGAGCCAUCAGCAUUGUUCAGAGUGAAAUAUAUAUUAACACAGAAGGAGUAAUCAUCACCAACAACACAGCCACCUCUGGAGGAGGGAUAUUUCUGAGAGAGAGUACACUCUUUGUAAAUGAGCCAAUAAAGAUCUAUCAAAACACAGCACACCAGGAUGGUGGAGGGAUUUAUGCAUAUUCAAGUACAAUUAUAUUUAACACUCCAAAUAAACAAAGUGAGAUUACUAACAACAAUGCCGAGAAUGGUGGAGGUAUUAAUGUAGUAGCAACAACCCUUAAUCUUACUCGAUCGUAUGUCAACAUCGACUCAAAUACAGCUAACGCUAAUGGAGGUGGAGUGUAUCUACAGCAAAGUUCGAAACUGUACCUAUUUAAAAAUGAUGAAGAAUAUCGGACUCAGGAUCAACAUGUCAAGUUAAUGAUUAACAACAACUCGGCUCAGUACGGAGGGGGAAUAUUUGUGGCAGAUGGCACAGAGAGUGGUGCCUGCAGAGUAGGGGCCACAGACACUGAUGCUCCUCACAUAAUUUUUGCUGACUGCUUCAUUCAAACAAUUAAAUUGUAUGAGUGGUCCAAGAAUAAUUCAAACUAUUUCAACACAUUCAUAACAAAUAACACGGCCCAGUCAGGAGCAAACAUCUAUGGAGGUCUGUUGGACAGGUGUACAAUAAGUAAAAAUGCUGAAUAUCCUCCUAUCCUUUCAAAUGGAUCUGGAUUGGACUACAUCCAUAACACUGUAAAAUCCUCCACAGCAUCAAUCUCCUCUAGGCCUAUUCAAGUCAUUUUUUGCAACAAUGAGUAUAAUUAUAUUUCUGUAAGAAAGGGACGCAAGUUUACAGUUAGUGUUAUGGCUGUUGACCAAGUUGGAAAUCCAAUGAAUGCCACAAUUCGCAGUUCUGUUGUUAGUGAGAGUGGAGUUGGUCGUCUUAAAGAAGGACAGGCUGAACAAGAAGUUGGCAAUCAGUGCACAGAAUUAGAGUACAAUGUAUUCUCACAAGACAGCUCUGCUCAAGUGGAACUCUAUGCUAAUGGUCCAUGCAUUAAUUUGGGAAUUUCCAAACAACUUAUUAAUAUUUCUUUUCAAAUCUGCUCAUGCCCUAUUGGACUCAAACCAGUUCAGUCCGAUAUCGAAUGCAAGUGUGACUGUGGUCUAGACUUGCAACGAAGAUAUCAGAUAACAAACUGUUUUGAGGAAAAUGGAGCCAUAACGCUGGAAAGAAAUAGCAAUACAUGGAUUGCAGUCAUAAAUACCACCAAUGAAACAGGGUAUGUUGUUAGCAGCUGUACACUUGACUAUUGCGUACAAAAACCAGUCAACAUCAGUCUAAGUAACCCUGAUGAACAGUGUGCCUACAAUCGAAGUGGUGUCUUGUGUGGAGAAUGUAAACCAGGACUCAGUUUUGUGCUCGCUACGUCAAACUGUAAGAAAUGCUCUGAUCUUUACCUUCUUCUACUAAUACCAUUUGCGCUGGCAGGCAUAUUGCUAGUUGCUUUAAUUCUCGUGCUCAACAUCACUAUAGCAACUGGAAAUAUUCAUGGCCUCAUAUUUUACGCCAACAUAGUAGCUGCUAAUAGAGCAAUUUUCUUCCCUAGUUUAAACAACUUUUUAACAAUUUUCGUAUCAUGGUUGAAUCUUGACUUGGGAAUUGAGGUAUGCUUUUAUGAUAUAAUGAACUCUCAAGAAAAAGUGCUCCUUCAACUUGUCUUUCCCGCUUACCUGUUUCUUCUUAUGUUUCUUCUUAUCAUUUUGAGCCAGUACUUUGACUCAUUUGCAAAGCUCCUCUCCAACAGGAACCCAGUUGCUGCCCUAGGCACACUCGUCCUACUGUCAUAUUCUAAACUCUUACAGUUUAUUAUUGCUGCACUACAGUACAGAGUCUUGGAUUAUCCUGAUGAUACAAGUGAUAUAGUUUGGGUGUACGACGGCAAUGUGCAAUAUUUCACUCACGAUCACAUCCCUCGGUUUGUUGCUGCAGCCAUUAUCCUCAUUGCCGGUGGAUUGUUUACUGUUCUACUUUUUUUUGGACAAUGGUUUCCUCGCUGUUCCAAGGUUAUGAUAUGGACUAAGAACACAAAAUACAUUGGCUUCAUGGACGCAUACCAUGCUCCAUUCACUCCCAAGCAUCGCUACUGGGUGGGACUGCUCCUCUUUGCUCUGAUUGCUCAUAAUCUAGUAGCUUCCAUGGCUCCAGACACUUUUCUUCCCGUGCUAUCAUCUGGGGCUGUAUCAGUUGGACUGAUCGGCUGGAAACUACUGAAUAAUCGUUUGUAUAAAAGUAAGUUCUGUGAUUCCCUCGAAAGUCUCUAUCUACUGAAUAUUGUUUGUCUAGCAUUUGGCACCUUAUAUGUCAAAGAUACAAAUAAAGAUCUGUCAGCACUAGCCAAUACUUCAAUAGCUAUAUCAUUCAUCUUAUUUGUGACAACCCUCUGCUACCAUUUUUACAAUUUCGUACUCAAGAAAAGCAAUACAUGGCUAAAGAUAGAAGAAACCAUAAGAAACUUACGAGCUGAUGCUGCAGACAUGAGACUCCGACGAGCUAACAAUGCCCAGGAAAUAUAUCAGCUGGUAGCCGAUGAAAAUGAUGAUGAUGAAUUACUCGAAGCAGUAGACAACUAUGAACAAAGAGACCCCUUGGAUCCACUUUACACUGAUGGAGCAGAGGAAGAAGCUGACCCUGACCGUUACAUCACUCCUCCCAUCAUCAGACCAGCCACGAGGCCAGAACAGCUGAGACUCUCCUACAUGGAUGAACUAGCCCCCCUCACCACAGAAGACUAUAGACAAGCCCUUCCCCCUCAAAAAGUCAACCAUCGUCCUGCUGUUACACACACAGAAAUCGGCCCUAUACGUAAUGAAGUGUGAACUCUCUUAUUUAGCUGAGGUACUUUUUUAUAACGUUCGUAGGCAUUAUUUCCAACAGUUGCUGUCGUUAGCAAUUGGUUAUGUUAAAGAAAGAGAGGGAGACAAUUAUAUAAUUAUAAUGAUUUGGGCUUAAUAUUUGAUUCCCAAAAUGUUGUGUAUAUUAUGCUGCCAUUGAUUACAUU